Lacerta agilis (Sand lizard) is the source of this 861-nucleotide messenger RNA. It is a transcript of the gene PLPP5, whose product is annotated as phospholipid phosphatase 5. Gene Ontology annotation, molecular function: phosphatidate phosphatase activity. Lineage: Eukaryota; Metazoa; Chordata; Lepidosauria; Squamata; Lacertidae. The record is from RefSeq and is a predicted model, not a curated record. Gene Ontology annotation, biological process: phospholipid metabolic process.
CGGGACCGCACGAGCGGAGAUGCGGCGGGUCCCGCGGGCGGGGCUGGUGCUGCUGCUGCUGAAAGUGGGGGUGCGCGCCGCGCUGCUGGGACUCUUCCUGUUCACUGAGCUGCUGCCUCCUUUCCAGCGAGUCAUACAGCCGGAAGAAAUGUGGCUCUAUAAAAACCCCUAUGUGGAGUCCGACCAUGUACCCGCUAAGCCCAUGUUUUUAAUUUCCUUUUUGUCUCCCCUGAUCUUGAUUCUCCUGGCCAAAUUCUUCAUGAACGCGGACCAAGAGGAUACGCGGGAAGCCUGCUUAGCUGCCAGCCUGGCUCUUACCCUGAAUGGUGUCUUUACCAAUGCUGUGAAGCUGGCCGUGGGCAGGCCUCGACCGGAUUUCUUCUACCGCUGCUUCCCAGAUGGCCGGGAAACCCUUCAGCUGCUGUGCACGGGGGACGCGCAAAUAGUGACCGAGGGGCGCAAGAGCUUCCCCAGUGGACAUUCCUCUUUUGCCUUUGCCGGCCUCGCCUUUGGCUCCUUCUACAUCGCAGGGAAGCUCCACUGCUUUGCGCCUGGCGGGCGUGGGCAGUCCUGGCGCCUCUGUGCCUUCUUGGCGCCCCUCUUUGUGGCGAUGCUCAUUGCUUUAUCCCGCACCUGUGAUUACAAGCAUCACUGGCAAGAUGUGCUGGUUGGUUCAGGAAUGGGCCUUGCAUUUGCCUACCUGUGCUACAGACAGCAUUACCCUCCUCUGACUGAUCCCGAGUGCCAUCAGCCACUGCAGCGCAAAUCCAGGUUCUCUGGCCCAGAGAGACAAAAGCUGACAGUCUCUGGUUUCAGCCUCGAUGUAUAAAGACCUCAAGAUGCCCACCUGCAUGUCCUGGG